This is a messenger RNA of Fundulus heteroclitus (mummichog), 3078 nucleotides long. RefSeq names its product histone-lysine N-methyltransferase SETDB1-A. Gene Ontology annotation, cellular component: nucleus. Gene Ontology annotation, molecular function: histone H3K9 methyltransferase activity. Lineage: Eukaryota; Metazoa; Chordata; Actinopteri; Cyprinodontiformes; Fundulidae. The transcript has 9 exons. The record is from RefSeq and is a predicted model, not a curated record. The coding region runs from base 147 to 2108 and encodes 653 amino acids. Gene Ontology annotation, biological process: negative regulation of gene expression; heterochromatin organization.
CCACGUCAUUGAUUGUCAAGCGCUACUAACGUCCUCAAAACAAGAGGAGGAAGAAGAAGAAGAAGAAGAAGAAGAAGAAGAAGAAGGCGGUCCAGUUAAGUUGGAAAACAAGCUAUUUUGCAGAAUCCUUGUUUGACGCAGUGAGGAUGGAGGAGGAAGAGACGGAGAUAAGCAAGGAAGAGCUCCAGAGCUGGAUCGCCGAUGAGGUUCACAAGGCCAGACUCACCUCCCCGGGUAUUCUUAAGAAAUACAGUCUGCUGCGAUCGCUGCUUGAAAGGAGGCAGAGACAGGCUACCAGGUUUUUGCAGCUCUGCCAGUCUUUGGUGGUAUUUGAGAACACUGUGAAAGAACUGUACUCACAGCUGGGAUUGGAGUACACUUGCUUGGAUUCUGAGAGCGACGACGACGACGCUGAACCCACGAGCUGCAGACGCACUUUACCGUUUUUGUUCGUUUCUUCGGAGCAUCGCAUCCACGGGCCUUCUGCUUCCAGGGUGUCAACUCCUCGUUUAUCAACACCAGACGUUGAAGAAGAUCAGGAGGAAACUGUUAAUCAAAAAAGCCCAGUGGUCGUUGUAAACAAAGAAGCUGUGGUGGUUUUACAUAAGCUUACCACGUCUCAGAUUGCUGCUACUGCAAGCCCGCCUUUGCCUGAUGCUGACGACGUUGAAGAUGCAGAUCGGAGCUUCGGCAAGUCAGACGGGGAGUGGAAACCGGACAGAGAGAUGAGCGACUCAGAAUAUUCUGUGUCAGAUUUUGGUGCCCGAUCAAACAGAAAGAGAAAACUUAAAAGCACAGGAACGCAUGAGAAGCUCAACUCAGCUUCCAAAAGAAGCAGAAAGUCUCCUGCUAAGGCAAAGAGGGCAAAGAGAUCAGCGUCUUCAGCCAGUACAAACAAGAAAGGCGACUGUAGCGUCUCAGAGACGUCAGGUUUACCAGCUAAUUCAGAUGGUGAUGCUGAAAGCGGCCAAAGAGACACCAAGGAACGUCCGUCCAGCUCUAGAAAAACAACAAAGUGUCUCACCUCUGGAACAAAACGGAUACCCCAAAGCAGUGCUAAAACCACAACAACAACAACAACGGCGGCAAAAACGACAUCCCAAGCAGAGACGACAAAAACGACAACGGCGGCGAAAACGACAUCCCAAGCAAAGACGACAAAAACGACAACGGCGGCGAAAACGGCAUCCCAAGCAAAGACGACAAAAACGACAACGACGGCGAAAACGACAUCCCAAGCAAAGACGACAAAAACGACAACGGAGUCCAGCACGACAAGCCCCACAUGCCAGGCCACCGUAGCGCAGCCAGCAACAACGCCGCAGUCCAAUGCAGUCAGCGCUAAGAGCAACGCUGUAAUAACCUUCACACCGUCUGCAAGCAAUAGAGUAGUGACCCCUGUGAGCCAACAGAGCUCUAAAACCACCGGCAAGCCUCCAAGCAAGCCAAGAAUCGAAAUCAAGUUGAACAUGAACGUCCUGGCGAGAAGGAAACAUAUGUGCUGGCAACGAGGGAAAGUGGCAGAAAUAAUAACGAAAGAAAACGGCAAGGUGAAAUAUAAGAUCACCUUCGAGGAAAAGGGUAAAAGCCUUGUGUCCGGUCACCACCUCGCCUAUGACGGGUUGCCAAAGUUGGACGAGCUAUCCAUAGGUUGCCGUGUGGUGGUCCAGUGUCCGAGCGAGAAAGCCGAGUUCCAGCCCGGGAUAAUGGCCGAGCUCCCCGGUCGGAAGAAUCGCAUGAGAUUCCUGGUGUACACUGACGAUCACACGCCCAUGUACGUCGGCUUACCGGCACUUCGUCUGGUGUACAAACCCUUGGCAGAUCCUUUAGAUGACAUUCUUGAUGAACAUCACAAAGAAUUUAUUAGAGAGUAUCUGAGAACCUGGCCUUACCCGCCUCAGACCCAGUACAAAAUCGGACAGGUUAUGCAGGCCGAAUACGAAGGUACCAUGCAGAAGUGUGAGGUCUUAACUGUCGACUGCAGCUUGAUUGAGGUCGUUUUUGAGAGUGAUCAACAUAAGGAGUGGCUCUACCGAGGCUCAUUGCGCCUGGAACACAUGAUCAAAAUGAAGUAUUCCAAGUGGAAGGAGGGCAACACAUGCACAUAGAAACCUCAUUGGUAAAAUGGUUUAUUUGCUGCAGGAACAUUAAAAUCAACCCAUAACAUUGAGAAGGAGUGUGUCGGGAAAGUCGCACAGCGUUCUCCCUGAUGGGGCCCACUAACCCCAGUGGCCCCACCUCCUCGCACGUGUGUUGCAGGGGCUUUUUGCGUCUUUGGAGCUUCACAAAACAUCUCCUCUACAUGCCUUACUCAAAAAAAAAAACUGAGUUUGAUCCUCCUAGCAAUUUCUUAAUUGCUUAAUUCUGAAUUUACACAUUUUUUUAAAGUUGUCAAAAGACAGAAAAUAUAUAUCAUGACAUAACUGUCUUCAAAGCUUAAAAAUAAAACCGGAAGUCUGGGUUAGGCUUGAGUCAUUGAUUUUAUAUUUUUUUAAUCAUUAUUAUUGUUUUGGAUUUUUUUUUUUUUUUUUUUUUGGGCUAGUGAAGGUUUUACUUCAUUAAAAUGCCAAAGACUCUUUUUAAUUGUGUGAAUAAAAAUAAGUAUUUUUAUUUGUUCACAUAUGCAUUUUAGAGAUUUGUGUGUGUUUAGUCAGUAUUUUUAUAUAAAAACCUUCACUUUUUCUUCUAAGUAUGAAUGAGUUCUGAAUUCACAAAUGUAUUCAGGAAGACGUCUAUCUGUAUUUAUUUGAGACAAAGGUGCAAGUUGAUGUAAAGAUGGGAGAAAUAACUGGUUUUCUUCAAGGUCUUAAAAACGUUAACUUUAUAUGCUACAUUUUAGACUCGAAACUGUUUUAAAUAUGCCAAGAUUGGGUCCAUUUUAUUGGGUCAUAGUUUUGGCUGUAGAUAUUGUUUAACAUCAAGUCACCUCGAGUGUUUUAAGAUUAAUGUUUUUAUUAAUUAUUUUCCUUCAACACUUGUUUUAAACCAAAUAGACAAAUCGGUAUCUGUGCAGCUUUCUUUUUGUUAUUGUACCACUGACUUCCAUUAAAAGAUGUGAUUUAUUUUAAUGACUUACAA